UUGACUCUGUGUUCCUUGCACGACUCCUCUUUCGUGUUUCCUACAACAGCCAUUGACUCUCGUCGACACAAAUCAAAUUGCAAAGAGAUUCGGGCAUGGACGAUAAGAGAGAAUCUCCACCGACGAUGAUACUUCAAUUCGCUCCAUUGAACAGCUCCGUCGACGAAGGUUUCUGGCACAGCUUUUCCUCUUUGAAACUCGAUAAACUCGGAAUCGACGAUUCUCCGAUCUCCAUCACCGGAUUCUAUGCACCGUGUUCUCAUCCGCAAGUCUCAAACCAUCUGACUCUUCUUUCGGAGUCAUUGCCUUCUUCUUCAGAUGAACAGUCAUCUACCGAGAGUACUAGUCAUGGGAAUAGGAACAAGUGUCCUGUUCCAGGGACUCUCUACAACACCAACACCGUCGAAAGCUUUACUAAACUCGACAAACAAAGCUUGUUAAAAUCAGAAGCAAACAAGAUUUGGGAAGAUAUUCAAUCGGGAAAGGCUCUCGAGGACUGUGCUUUGUUAUCUAGGUUCCUCGUUAUCUCGUUUGCCGACCUUAAGAAGUGGAGCUUUCGUUAUUGGUUUGCGUUCCCUGCACUUGUGCUUGAUCCUCCUGCAAGCUUGGUUGAGUUAAAGCCAGCUUCGGAGUAUUUUACUUCAGAAGAAGCAGAAUCAGUAUCUGCUGCUUGUAAUGAGUGGCGUGACUCAAGUUUAACAACUGAUGUUCCAUUCUUUUUGGUUUCGAUUUCUUCUGAUGAUUCAAAAGCUACCAUCAGACAUCUUAAAGACUGGGAAGCUUGCCAAGGUGAUCACCAAAAGUUACUUUUCGGUUUCUAUGACCCGUGUCACCUUCCUAGUAACCCUGGCUGGCCACUUCGGAAUUAUCUUGCACUUAUUCGCUCAAAAUGGCACCUCGAGACUGUUUGGUUCUUCUGCUACAGAGAGAGCCGCGGUUUCGCUGACAUGAGCCUUUCUCUUGUUGGUCAAGCCUCCAUUACACUCUCAUCUGAUUCAUCUGUACCUAACUCAGUGGGAUGGGAGCUUAACAAAGGAAAACGAGCCCCCCGAUCCAUUAGCCUUGCUAACUCCAUGGAUCCAACAAGGUUGGCUGUUUCUGCUUGUGAUUUAAACUUGAAGUUAAUGAGAUGGCGUGCGUUACCGUCUCUAGACUUAAACGUUCUGUCCUCUGUGAAGUGCCUUCUUCUUGGAGCUGGUACAUUGGGUUGUCAAGUUGCUCGUACUCUUAUGGGUUGGGGAAUCCGCAACAUAACCUUUGUAGACUAUGGCAAAGUAGCUAUGUCUAAUCCUGUCAGGCAAUCUCUGUACACGUUUGAAGACUGUGUAGGCCGUGGCGAGUUCAAAGCCGUAGCUGCUGUUAAAAGCCUUAAACAGAUCUUUCCAGCUGUGGAAUCUAGUGGAGUUGUUAUGGCUAUACCGAUGCCUGGACAUCCCAUCUCUAGCCAAGAAGAAGAGUCUGUUCUCGGUGAUUGCAAACGCCUUCGUGAUUUGAUUGAAUCUCAUGAUGCAGUGUUCUUGUUGACUGAUACAAGAGAAAGCAGGUGGUUACCUUCUCUUCUUUGUGCUAAUGCUAAUAAGAUUGCUAUAAACGCGGCUUUAGGUUUCGAUAGCUACAUGGUAAUGCGACAUGGCGCUGGCCCCACCUCGUUAACUGAUGAUAUGCAGAAUCUUGACAUGAACAAGGCAGGAAGACAGAGACUUGGUUGUUACUUCUGCAACGACGUUGUUGCACCUCAAGAUUCAAUGACUGAUCGAACACUGGACCAGCAAUGCACUGUUACACGCCCGGGGUUAGCUCCCAUUGCAGGAGCUCUGGCCGUUGAACUCUUAGUCGGAGUUCUACAACAUCCACUUGGUAUAUAUGCAAAAGGAGACAACUCGAGCUCGAGUAAUGGAGGAAACACCGAUGAAUCACCUCUAGGGAUCUUACCUCAUCAGAUUAGAGGCUCAGUUUCUCAGUUCUCACAGAUCACACUGCUAGGACAAGCCUCCAACAGCUGCACAGCUUGUUCUGAAACUGUGGUGUCAGAGUAUCGAGAAAAAGGAAACAGUUUCGUACUUGAAGCUAUUAACCAUCCUACAUACCUGGAGGAUCUUACCGGUUUAACCGAGCUUAAGAAAGCUGCUAAUUCGUUUAGCCUCGAUUGGGAAGACGAUGAAGACGACGAUGAAGCUGUAGAUAUGUAAUAAAUUAUUUUCAUUACAGACUUUAUAUGGUGGUCAUGUCGUCUUGUUGAUAAUCACAAGUGUCGGGACCAUCAUUUUCCAAGUUAAUUUCGCUAAGAACAUUAGUUAGUUGCCAUUCAUAGCAGUGUUGAUUCACGUCUUAUUGUUGAUAAAUUUUACACUCCUUUCUUAUUCUCUAUAGUUUUUCCGAUUUGAAACGCUA
Brassica rapa (field mustard) is the source of this 2391-nucleotide messenger RNA. Its product is annotated as ubiquitin-like modifier-activating enzyme atg7. Lineage: Eukaryota; Viridiplantae; Streptophyta; Magnoliopsida; Brassicales; Brassicaceae. Gene Ontology annotation, cellular component: cytoplasm; phagophore assembly site. Gene Ontology annotation, biological process: protein modification by small protein conjugation; piecemeal microautophagy of the nucleus; autophagosome assembly. The record is from RefSeq and is a predicted model, not a curated record. Gene Ontology annotation, molecular function: Atg8 activating enzyme activity; Atg12 activating enzyme activity.